AACGCUUUUUUUCUUUCUCGACAUCUGUGAUGUUCCGCAACGCGCUGUCGGCGGCGACCCGCCCAGUUCUUCACCAAUCUCAGAGAACAGUUACAACGCUUUCUGCCGGUUUUCCGAGAGUAACCCAAAGACUUCCCACAAAAUAUGGUGGUGUAUAUACUGUGACUCUGAUACCAGGUGAUGGCAUAGGUGGAGAGAUCACGGACUCCGUGAAAGAAAUCUUCGAGCAUGUCAGUGCACCCAUUGAGUGGGAGCAGUAUAACGUUUCCGGCAUAUCUUCGUCCGGCGAGGAGCUAUUUAAGCAGGCAAUGGAGAGCUUAAAGCGCAACCGAGUUGGCCUCAAAGGAAUUUUGUUCACUCCUAUCUCUCAGUCUGGACAUGUCUCGUGGAAUGUUGCCAUGCGUCAGCAGCUCGAUAUUUACGCGUCGGUUGUGAUGUGUAAAUCCCUCCCCGGCUUCCCAACCCGUCACUCAAAUGUCGACUUUACUAUCAUUCGUGAAAAUACCGAGGGUGAAUAUUCUGGUUUGGAGCACCAGAGCUACCCUGGUGUCGUCGAAAGCUUGAAAGUCUCGACGCGAGCAAAGGCAGAGCGCAUCACGCGUUUUGCUUUUGACUUUGCGUUGAAGAACAACCGCAAGAAAGUAACAUGUGUGCACAAAGCUAACAUCAUGAAACUCGGAGACGGUCUGUUCCUUAACACCUUCCGCCGUGUGGCAGAAGAAUACAAAUCCGCAGGCAUCGAAGCCAAUGACAUGAUCGUCGAUAACACGUCCAUGCAGUUGGUCGCGAAACCUGGACAAUUUGACGUCAUGGUCAUGCCAAACUUGUACGGUGCCAUCAUCUCGAACAUUGGUGCUGCUCUCGUCGGUGGACCUGGUAUCGUCCCAGGUUGCAAUAUCGGCCGCGAAUAUGCAUUGUUCGAACCUGGAUGCAGGCACGUUGCAUCUGACAUCAUGGGCACCAACCGCGCCAACCCGGCUGCCAUGAUCCUUAGUGCAACGAUGAUGCUCAGGCACCUCGGCCUUGACUCCAUUGCUAACAGCAUUGCUAGCGCAACGUUUGAUGUCAUCAACGAUGCCCAGGUCCGAACAGCAGAUAUGGGUGGUGCUGCUACUACAUCAGAAUUCACAGCAGCCGUGAUCAAAAAGCUUUAAGGUAGCAUCAUUCUUCAUCUCGCCACUGCCAGCGCGCCGCAAGCACAACCUAUCAUUGUACUAGACUGUUAUGUUAGACAGCUGGAUGUAGACAUACCGCCCUCUAAAAUGCAUUUUAACUAGGUACCAUUUUAUUAAUUGCGACGGUACAAUAUUUUGCAACCUUGGAUCGCAAGACAACUAAGUCCAACUGGACCCUUUCUAGGUGAACUCCAGGUCGUCGAACGUAGGAUCUUGGUCCAAGAUGGCUUCGUAUUCCUCCAACGUCAGCCCGUGAGACUUCUUUCUAUCGGGCUCUUUUUCUUCUUCAACAUUUAGUAUCUUUAUAACUUCUUUCGCCGUCGAAACAUCGGCACCAGUCUUGUCCUUGCCUCUAAGAGCCAAAAUUACUUCACACUUCACUUCACCUCUCUUCCCCCACCCAUCAACAGCAGGCCUGAAAUCCGCAUAGAGUGAGAACCCUUUCGAAUUGAGCUCGUGUGGUAUAUAGCUUUCUGCAAGGAGACGCAAAGAGCCGAUGAUAUAGGGGGUGGUUUGACGGAACGAACGCGAUAUAUAGGAGAAAGCCGUGCUGGGAAUGGCAGGAGAAUUGUUUGAAAGAGCCCGCCAUUGUGACGACUGGGUCUGGUACAAGGGACUGCUUCUACCCAUGAGCUCUACGUAAGGUUGAGUUCCAUCUUUAGUAGCUUCCACCCCUUCCGCCCGACUAUGACUAUAAAUACCAAGAGAAACGCCUUUCGAUAUGGCGUUCAUUUCAGUGUAUACCGAGGCUAUGCUUAGGGCCUCUUCUCUCUGGAAGCCCAUUCGCUCUGCAACUAUAGUAGACCACGCAGUCAUCAAGGGAGCACGGUUCACAACAGUGGACUUCGCCUUCAAUAUCUCUUCAUCCAUUACUUCCUCAAACUCAAGGCUGCCAUACGAUGCUGCUUCAUCACGGGGUCCAUUAGGUAGCAGGUCAUUCAAGUCGUCAUCCCUCUUCCGCUUUCUUUUAGUCGGUGUGGUCACAGCUUUCACGGCAGGCGCAGGUCUAGACUGCGAUGUCCCACUCCCUUCCGCAUUUUCAGGUGUAUUUUUACUGUCAGCUUUGGUACCUGGGCUUGCCUUGGGCAGCUUUGCGGUAUAGCCGGCCUUCCGGAUAGCAUUCAAGGAGACUUUUCUUGUCUCCUUAUCGUUGAUACCGAAUGAUAUGAGCUUUGCAUCAGUCAAAUGAGAUAGGGAUUCCGGGUUAUUGAAUUCCUUAUAGAUUUUACUUGCAACAGCCAUGGCUUUAGGGACGGGGACACCAUGAUUCGUUAGGACUUUGAGAAAAGCCGGCAGGGGAAGCUUCCUCGAGGACAAUAAAUCUGUCAUAU
This is a messenger RNA of Serpula lacrymans var. lacrymans S7.9, 2506 nucleotides long. RefSeq lists its product as uncharacterized. Gene Ontology annotation, cellular component: mitochondrion. Bases 30 to 1154 code for a protein of 374 amino acids. Gene Ontology annotation, biological process: isocitrate metabolic process; tricarboxylic acid cycle. The transcript is spliced from 15 exons. Gene Ontology annotation, molecular function: isocitrate dehydrogenase (NAD+) activity. NCBI's taxonomy places the organism in Eukaryota, Fungi, Basidiomycota, Agaricomycetes, Boletales, Serpulaceae. The record is from RefSeq and is a predicted model, not a curated record.